AUGGAAGGAUUGCAGAAAUUCGUACGUAAUAUAUCAAAGGACUCGAAGCCCGGGACUUCCUUGUCAGAGAAUGCUUACAACUUAAGCGAAAAGGUUGGAUUUACUUCCGCUUUAUCUUCUCCAGAUCAGUCUCGUGUUUUGAUCACUAGGCCUCCCAGGAAAAUGGUUUCUCUGUGGACUUGCUCGAAGAUGUGUGCAAUUUUCUUUGCUGCUGGAAUUGUUGUUGGUUACACGCUGAAGAAACGUGUUAGGAGAUGGGCUGCUAAGCUUCUUAGGAGAUUGAAAGAUGACUGA
Molecule: messenger RNA, 294 nt
Organism: Dovyalis caffra
Lineage: Eukaryota; Viridiplantae; Streptophyta; Magnoliopsida; Malpighiales; Salicaceae
Source: the annotation of a GenBank genome assembly